Darwinula stevensoni is the source of this 2023-nucleotide messenger RNA. The record is from the annotation of a GenBank genome assembly. Lineage: Eukaryota; Metazoa; Arthropoda; Ostracoda; Podocopida; Darwinulidae.
AUGGACAUUGGUCGACUGCGAAGAAGUCGCCUUCACUCUCACACGAGCCAACACAACCUAUUCCUCGGCUAUCACAGCAACAGCGGCGGGACCAGCUCCUCAUCGUCCAAUAACGGCAACGCAUCGAGCGGCAACAAUGGCAACGGCUCGUCCAGCGAUACAAACGGGCACGGUGUUCGUCGUCACGCCUCUGUCCCUUUAAACGGCAACCCCUGGGAAGACACCGGCAUGUCCCCUCCCAAAACGGAACGUGGAGGCGAGGGACUGCUGCCUCCUCCUGAAUCAGAGGAUCCCCCUCCUCCACCCCCUCCACCCCUGCCCCACCGGCCACCCCCACCGCCAGCAGGAACCGAGCUCCCACCCGGAACUCCCAUCCACCCGUACAAGGAGAGCAUGGGGAUGGACGCGGACGUCUCCCGCGACUCCGUCUUCGCCGCGGCCCAACCGAUCGUCAGCGACACCGCGUCCAGUAGCAGCUGGUCUCCGUCGGACUCGACCGGCUCCAACGGACACGGUCAUUCGUGCACGUACGCGUGCGCCAGACAGGGUCACUGCUACAAGUUCAAGACCAACAUCAAGCGGCGCUUCACGGCGACGAUGGAGCAGGCCCAGCCGGGCCCUCCCCGCUGGGGCUACGACCCACCGUCGAGCGGCUACAGCACCUCCUCCCACAGAGGAGGAAGCGGGAGGCAGGACUUCGUCGUCUACCGGCCGCAGAGACCCGCUUCGCCGACGGGCAGUCGCAUCGCCAUCUUCGCCCUCCACCCGAAGGGAAGCUACUACGUUCCGUUGACCCUCGACGAGCGACUCGUCUCGUCCAAGUUAGCCUCCUUUUCCGACUCCAAUCCCAUCCUUCAUCCGAUCAGCAUCUCCGUGAACUUCUGCGGGGCGGUCGCCGCCGGUCAGGUCCCCACUUGGACCGUGGACCUCGCGUCGGUGUUCGUGCCCAAGGCCGGCUCGGGACCCGAGCCGCCGAUGGACACCGAGCCCAAGGCCGAGGACCUUUCGGUCUCGGAAAGACCGGAUUCGGGGGCCGAAAGUUGCCAGUACAGACCGUAUCAGCGUGUCGUCGCUUGAUGUCGCGGGUCGUCCGUGUUCAUAAGCGUUCAUGUUCGUCGAAGUUUUUUCGUGUCGUGAUGUUCAUUCGGUCGUGAAAGCGUCCAUUAGCAAUGGGGUCGCUCGGGUCUUCGCUUCCCGAUGAGUUGGAUGCUCAUUUUCGAGAAUUCUUGUAUCGAUUUUGUAUGUUCGUUGUUUUACACGUUGAGAUUCGUGUAUUUUCUAAGUUACGACUGGCAGUGAUGGGCAAGUAACUCCCUGAAAGGAACUAGUUAUCGUCGCGAGUAUUAGGUGAUGAUAGUAAUUACUUACCAGGUAGAGUUUACAGGGAGCAACAGUGCAUUGCCUAAACAGAGUUAUCAUUUUCUUGAAAAUAGCAAUAGAGUUUCCAGGAGAAAAAUUGGCGAAUUGGCAAAUCGGCUGAAAGUUUCGUGCAAUUCUAUUUUCUUCUGCUCGUUUCGCUAUUGGACACGGACAGAAUGGCAUGAAAUUUAAAUUAUCCAUGGACUCGAUGAUAAUCAGGAAAUAGGGAUAUUUAAAUUCUCCAUUUAGAUCAUCUCAAUUUAAUGGAGAAUUUAAGUAAUACAUUUAAGCAAAUCGGUUACUGCCCAUCACCGACGGAUGGAAACUAUGUCGUUAUGUUAUCGAAAGGAGUAUUCUCCAUGCUAAAAAAAAAAAAUAAUAAUAGAAAGUGGUAGCGAUCGGAUCGUCUCGGUGUCACUGUGUAAAAUUUUCACAGGGAAAAAUUUUCACCGUCGGAUGGAAGAAAAUUCGCCUGGAGGAAAAAUGCGGCGGGCUGUUUUGCUGCACCGAAUUCGUUUUUUGCAAUUAUCAAGUCAUUGCGGAGGGUUAAAGAGAUUCAGAGAUGAAAAUUUUUUCUCUGUGAGAUUCCCUGCAUGUUGGCCGUGUCUUCAUUUGCUCCCGUGUCAUGUUUCGCUGGUGGGCGCUGGGGGGCGCUGGUGGGGGC